Molecule: messenger RNA, 918 nt
Organism: Rotaria socialis
Lineage: Eukaryota; Metazoa; Rotifera; Eurotatoria; Philodinida; Philodinidae
Source: the annotation of a GenBank genome assembly
AUGUCACUUGAUCAGAAUUCGACUACGACAGAAUUUCUAUCAUGGUUUAUUCCUCUCGAUAUUAUGCAUAUAAUAUGUUAUGCGUUUACUAUUGUAGCCGCUCUACUCUUUUUAUUCAUUAUCAUCUAUGAUAAACUAUACACUACUGUUCCCAUGAUGCUUAUUACAAAUUCAUGUAUUUCUGAACUUUUGUUUGCCACUAGUUUAUUUGCUAUGGCUACAUUUACGAUACACAAUGACAUUCGACACGUUCACUUUUAUGGUUCAUCCUGUAUUUUUAUGGCCUAUCUAGGUUAUGUUUCAGUCGGUUUACAAAAUUAUUCUUAUCUAUUGCAAGCUAUCUAUCGAUAUAUUUUAGUUGUUCAUCCAGGUCGCUUGUUUUAUCAAUCAAUUGAAUUUCAACUUUUUCUCAUUGGUUCAACAUGGAUUUGUUGUACUAUAUAUCCUAUCGUGUUAUGGUCUACUGGUCAAAUCAAGUACACAUUUGAUAAUGGAAUAUGUCAAAUGCCUCUUAAACCUUCUUUCGCAACGAUAUUCAAUGCAUUUUAUAUUUAUUUUAUUCCUAUGCCAAGCAUAAUAUUAAUUUAUCUGAAAAUGGUUCAACAUAUACGAGACAUGAACAAACAAGUGACUACGGUCAAUAGAUUAUUCCAUGCGAAACGAGAAUUACGAAUGAUUCGACGUAUUGUUUCACUUAUAUUCAUUUUGGUAGCACUUGGUUUGCCUUAUGCAAUCUUUAUUUUCAUGUCAUUUUUCAAUAUGGCACCAAAAUAUCAUUUUCGUAUUGCUUUUACAUUUAUUGGCGCAUCGUUGGUGCUCGUAAUGAUCGCUCUAUUAGAAAUUACACAACCAUUGAAAAAUUCCUUGAUGAAUAAACUAAGUCGUCAAUGGGUAAAUGUGAUAAAAACAAGAACAUGA